This is a messenger RNA of Arachis stenosperma, 638 nucleotides long. RefSeq lists its product as uncharacterized. The coding region runs from base 123 to 638 and encodes 171 amino acids. The record is from RefSeq and is a predicted model, not a curated record. NCBI's taxonomy places the organism in Eukaryota, Viridiplantae, Streptophyta, Magnoliopsida, Fabales, Fabaceae. The transcript is spliced from 2 exons.
GUAUGUUUCUUCAAAAUUCAAUCUGUGGAAGAGGUGGACAUGGAGCUUGGAAUUGCUUUCACCGCUUUGAUCGACCACAGCUUCUUCCUCAGAUGCAGCUCCUAUACCAUACUUUUUAGAUAAUGGUGCAGAAAUCUCAGGAGCUUUUCCUUCAAGAUUUUACUAAAGGUGGCAUAUAUGUCUUUGAUGAUCUGUUUGUCCCCAAAUCUAUUUCUUCCAUACCAAGAAUUCCUGCUUGUCUGUACACUAACGACAAUAUUAGCCUCAAUUCAGCACCUUUCAGAUCAUAUAAUAAUAGUUUUCGCUAUAAUAAUGUUCCUUUCUUGAAUACUAAUGGCAAUUAUGACUUUAGUUUAGUAUCUUCUAGUUCAUAUAAUAGCAGUUCUGGUUGUAAUGGAACCUUUUUGAAUCAAGAUUCAUCAAUAAAGAGAACUUUGGCUACUGCAUGUAAUAGAUAUAGUGACUUAGAAUUGUGGCACAAGAGACUUGGUCACACUACUAUGCAAAAUGUUCAGAGAGUUUUACAUCAAUGUAAUAUUAAAAGUUCAUCCAUGAAAUCUGUUAAUAAUAUUUGUGAAUUAUGUUCAAUGGGAAAAUUACAUGCCUUACCUUUUCAUUAUUCUAAUUCAAUUAUUUAA